CUUUCAGAGAUAAGGAACGUAUAAUCUGUGAUAAUCGCCGUUACUACCGGAAUGACAUAUUGUGGUAUAGUCGGUCAUAUCUUACGGAAGGAAUACACUGUGACAGGAAUGUUGAUCUGUGAUUGGCGUCUAAAAAUUUUAAGUAUAAACGCACGUUAUCCCGGUAGUACUCACGAUUCAUACAUUUGGAAUAAUUCAAAUGUAAAGAAUGCGAUGGUUCAUCUGUACAGAGGAUAUCCAAAUAGUAAUUACCACUUAUUAGGUGAUUCAGGAUAUGCCUUAAGAUCAUGGAUGAUGACUCCCAUAACAGAUGCAGCAGAAGAUAGUCCAGAAUCAACAUAUAAUAAGAAACAAAUGAGAUGCUGUGCAUUAAUAGAACAAUGCAAUGGAGUACUCAAAAUGCGUUUUAGAUGUUUGUUAAAGCAUAGAGUACUACGUUAUUCUCCACCAAUAACAGCGAAAAUUAUAAAUACAUGUGCAGUAUUGUACAAUAUAUGUAUCAGCAAAAAUGUGCCAAUGCCGUUGGACUUAAAUGAUCUAGAUGAAGAUUUUGAUUUAGGAAUGAAUAUUAAUAGAAAUAAUAUUGAAAAUGGAGAAAAUAAUCCUGAAAGGAAUAUUUAAAGAAUCAAUCCUGAUUUAGCAGUUGGUAGAAAAAAACAGCGACAGAUGAUAAGAAAUUAUUUUCUUGAAUAAUAAUUUAAAAAACUGUUAUGUUUCAAUAUAUUUCUACAUAUAUUCUACGUUUAUAUUUUAUAUAUAUUUAUUUGUAUAAAAUUCAAUAUUAAUACGUGACAAUAUAUUCAAUACACUUAAGUCCAGUUGCAUAUUGUUUUGUCUCUAAACGAUUUAAACAUGUAUCUAUCUUUGGCUUAAAUAUUAUAUAUGUCAAUAAUUAUAUUUUGUAUUUUAAUAACAUUAACAGAAGAAUAGGAUAAAAAUAAAAAA
Solenopsis invicta (red fire ant) is the source of this 945-nucleotide messenger RNA. RefSeq names its product putative nuclease HARBI1. Lineage: Eukaryota; Metazoa; Arthropoda; Insecta; Hymenoptera; Formicidae. The transcript has 3 exons. The record is from RefSeq and is a predicted model, not a curated record. Bases 52 to 621 code for a protein of 189 amino acids.